UGACGAAUUGCUCUUUGGCUUUUCAAAACAUUCACUCCGUCCAAUGAGACAAGAACGAAAGGUAUAAAUAAAGGACCACAACACACUUUCUGUCAUCAUAAUUCCUUCAUCAAACAAACACAUUUCAAUGCUCACUUCCAUCAAAAAAGCCUUUUCAGCCACCCCAUCUAAGCCUACAUCCCAAUCUCAACCCCAAACUGCACCCGAAAAACCAGCCGUGACCAUGUCUAAAUCACAAAAAGUACAAGAAUUUCUGCAAUUGAUCAAACAACGUCGAUCAAUCCAUGCACUGAACAAUACGCCCAUCUUACCUGAUGCAGAGUUGGUUUCCCUUAUCAAAUCAACCGUCCGUGAAUCGCCAUCCGCAUUCAACAGUCAAACAUCCCGUGUGGUAGUUCUGUUGGGCGAAGACCAUGUUCAUUAUUGGUCAAAUAUCGUCAAGCCAGCCAUGCGAAAAGCCAUCACGGAUGAAGCAACUUGGUCAAUUUUUGGUCCACGAUAUGAUAUGUUUGCUCAAGGUUAUGGAACUGCACUCUUCUUUGAAGAUGAAAGGACGAUUAAACAACUACAGGAAAGUCGGCCUGCCAUUGCGAAACUCUUCCCACAAUGGUCGACACAUGCGAGCGGAAUGGCUCAGUUGAACACUUGGACUGCGUUAGAAGUGGCGGGAUAUGGUGCCAACCUUCAACAUGUGAGUGAAUCUUGCAAAAAGCACGUUGAUGAACAAAAGACUGACAUCCCACUCUUCCAUCUCUGAACAGAACGUCCAAGCAGCUCCUGCCACCAUUGUGGAAAAGUAUGGUGUUCCAGCCGAAUGGACCUUGCAUGCCGAAUUGGUGUUUGGCACUCCAGUCGCUAC
Meira miltonrushii is the source of this 859-nucleotide messenger RNA. Its product is annotated as Nitroreductase. The transcript has a single exon. The record is from RefSeq and is a predicted model, not a curated record. The coding region runs from base 128 to 757 and encodes 209 amino acids. Gene Ontology annotation, biological process: cellular response to oxidative stress. NCBI's taxonomy places the organism in Eukaryota, Fungi, Basidiomycota, Exobasidiomycetes, Exobasidiales, Brachybasidiaceae.